AUGGUAACCAUUAUAAAAAACCAACUGCUUAAACACUUAUCAAGGUAUACAAAAAACUUAAAUCCCGAGCAAAUAUCCUUAUCAGCAUUACGAGGUUCUGGUGAACUCCAGGACUUGACGUUGGAUGAGGAUCUGUUAACUGAUCUACUUGAACUGCCAGGCUGGGUGCGCUUGACUUCUGCAAGAUGCAAUCGAGCCUCAUUCAGGAUUCAAUGGACAAAACUAAAGACAGUUCCUAUUGUACUGAAUCUAGACGAAGUUCACAUAUCACUGGAGGUCUGUACGGAGCCUCGUGUUAUGAAGCCCGGAGCCGGUGGUGCUAUGCCUAUACCGGGGAAAUAUAGCUAUAUACAUAAGGUGAUAGAUGGUAUAUCAGUGGCUGUGAAUCAAGUUCAGAUUAACUUCAAAUGUGAUGCAUUCACCAGUAGUGUUCAGAUCUCAAGAGUGACUGUCGAGUCUCGGACGCCGGAGGGCAAGAAAGGUGAUCUAAGACUGACUAGAAUCAAAUCCCCUGAUACGGGACAGUUACUUAUAUUUAAGGAAUUGGAGUGGCAGAGCGCCCGUAUAGAGGCGAAGGCUCUCGGCGCGGCCGCGGCCAGCCUGCCGCCCUUGAGGCUGCUACUGGGAACUACUUACUGUAGGAUUGUUAUUAAGAAGAGACUCUCAGACUGCGCGGUUCUCGGUUCCCGCCUCGUAAUUCGCCCUGAGCCGGUAGCGUGGGCUUUAACUGACGGACAACUAAGGGCGGCGCUAGCAUGUGGAGCGGCGUUAGCUGGACCUGUCAAAAAGGCCACCGAAAUGGCCACAAGGACAAAAGCUGCUCAUAAGAUAGAGGAGCCUCGCGAGCAAAUCCAGACGCGUGGUUCGUCGAGCGAGCGUGAUAUCCUCGCACGAAUGUUCGCUAAACACGACGUUCGAGAGACUUCUUAUCACCUGCUCGCACCCAGGAUAGACCUGCAUCUGUGUGAUGACCCUGGAUUGGGUAGGUCUGAAAUGCCUCAACUAGCCAAUGGAGGAGCUCUGCAAGUAACUCUAGUGAGCAUGCAAUGUGACCUGUUCCCUUACCAUAAAGCAUCAGCUGAUAGAAGACAUUGGAGAGGCUACAGGGAAGCGGCAACACCUCACAGUCAGUGGCUCUCUCAAGCUCUAUCUUCGUUUUGCACAACUCUGUUAGAGACAUUGGAUCCUAGACCUAUUACACAGACAAAUAAGCCGAGUCAAAAUGAAACAAAACCAAGUGAGGAACCAGUGUCUAAUAAAGAAAAUCAUCGCACUACCACCGCUACUACUACUCCUACCACUACCACUAACACACAAGUAUCUCCAACGCGGACGCGUAUUCUGCAACAAUUGGGAAGAUUGAUGACUACCUGUCUCGUGUUGAGGAUAGAGGACUUCACUGUUUAUAAGGUGUCUACAGGGUCUAAGUCUCGUGAAGCUCCCAGACCUUUAGUGAGCGCUGAGAAGGCGACCCUGCCAGGUGACGCAGGUCUUCUUCACGCAGAACUGACAUUCUUUUACUAUCCUGGGGAUGUCUGCUUCCCUGUGCCAGCCCCCAAGCUAUACGUGCAGCUGAGUCCUGUUCGUGUAUCAGUAGACGUGACAAGUCUGCUCUGGUUGACUGCCUUCCUUCCCCACGUUGGUGCGGCCGUCGUGCACACCGAAGACGAUUCAUCCUCAUAUAUGGACGUGCGGGCAGAGGCGAUUAUGCCUAAGAUAGUUUUAGAGGCUGGUCCCGAACACGUGUCUCAACAAAGAGAUCGACCAAAAGAACUACAGAUAUGUACUGCUAGAGCUACUAUCACUAAUAUUAGGGAGUCACCUAGAGCUAAUACUGCAGGGACGCGGGCUGACUUGGCAUCCAUUAUUUCAUCGAUCCGCGAGCGCGCGCCCCCUAGAGGAAAGUUCCCAACAUCUACCCAAGACAUAGACCCGGUGCAUGAGAACUUCGUGCUACAUGCAGAACACUUGGAUGACAUAGACCGUGGGACAGCCAUAAUCCCUGAGCUUUUGUGGCUUGAGAACAGAUCUAUUUGGUGUGCGAGAGUUGAGCCUCUGUGGGCUGAUUUCUGUGGCGCUAGAGCCACAAAUUAUAAACCAUCGCCAUUGUUGGAUGCUACACCGCUUACUGCGUGGAUUUACCAAGAAGAAGGCUUCUCCCGUAUCUGGGUGAUAGCUCGUACGUGCGGCCUCAGCGGGCUUCAGAUACAUCACUACCAGCUGUUGUUCUUAAUGAGACAGCUCGAACGGAUCAGUGAGCUGACCGCUUGGAUGGCUCACCAAGCCAGCCGGGUGGAAGAUGACCAGGGAACUAUGGUAGUUGGUCUGGUAGUACCGGCGGUUGAGUUGACGCUCGUUCUACCAACUAAUUGCCCAGGACAAGAGUCUUCUAGAGAUCUGGAUAGUGUUCCUCUGGACUCAUCCAGUCUUAAUGACAUGAAACUAGGUUCCGAAGCUACAAUGGCUCCAUCUAUGAUGGAUCGUGAUAGCGGUGUGUUAGCGACGCAGGCGUCUGUGGAAGUGUUCUGUAGUCAACCCCUACCUGCCGAAGAGAUUCCUCCAUCCAGCCCUGGAUUGAGUUUUGGAGGGUUCACGUCCAUGCGUCGCGGUCUCACCUCUCUAGUGAGCUCCAUAGACAGUGCCUUGACCCGCGACGACGGUCGCAGCGACGCUGCCUCUACAGCCAGUUCUGAUAGUGACCGGUACGUGGUUGUGGGACUCGCGGCUGAGUCGCCCGACGACGCGGAUGUCGCCUUCAGGGAGUUCGAGCACGGUCGUUCGUCAAGUGGCGUGGAGGUGGCUGCCGAGGUCAUGGAGCGGUCUUCAUCACCCAGUGACCACUCCAUCACUAGUUCCUGUAAACGAAGAGACGUUCAGAUAUCUACAUGCACGAUUCGUCUGAGCAGCAUACACGUAGUACAGCAGACUACCGCUGGCUCAUCUAGCGUGCGGCUGGCAGCUGAUGAUGUUAAAAUGGAUGAAUGCGCUGCAAUACCCUGGGAUGAGUUCCAGAAUAAGUUCUCUAUGAGGGCGCGCGCCUGGUCGGACUUGGAAGAGGGGGAAAAGAGUGGGGAUGCACCCAAGGUCACACUCAGACUGAACAGGACUGAACUACCACGGACUGAAGAGGAAAAGAGAACGCCCGGAGUUCUGGCGAAGUCUUCGGAGUUGUUAGAGGGUCAAUUACGAUGUUUGAACCUCUCUCUCGGCAUGAGCACUGCGCUCGCUCUCUCGGAGUUCAUAGAAGAUGAGGUUAUCGCGCCUCCUAUGCCUUUAGAGGUUCUUAUAGAGAAUUUGAAACUGCAUCUCAUAGAGGACAGGCCGACUCGAUCAAUUUCAUCCCCGCCUCCUCAGCCGUUAGACCUCAAUCUAUCCACUAUCAAAUUAAGCCGGGAUUCAUCUGGCGUGGUACAUCUUGGACCGCCCAAUAAUGAAAACCUCUCCCCGGCACCCGCGUCCCCACAACAAUCAAUAGUGGAUGAAAUACAGAGGCUAAACGAUGAGAAUGAGGAGCUCAAGAAACGAUUGGCGACACUCAACAGAAUAGCUGAGGACAAUAGGGAAUUGAGAGCUAAACUAGAGGAGGCGUCGGUUCUCCGUCAAUGUGCUCACGCGGCGCAGCAAGAAGCAGAGCGACUUUUGGCUGACAAACACGACCUGUUACAGACAGUCAGUGUACUUAAGGAUCAUUUCGUAGCAAGAGGUAGCGCUCCCGAAGCGGGCACGGCUGCCUGGAUUGCACUGCCUGCUGCCCAGACCACCGAUUGUAGACCUCUGACACAACCACAGAUGUUACAAAACGAGGACCCAGUUAUACUGGAAAUUUCUGCCAGUGUUAAAGCCCAGUGUUGCUUACAUUGGACUUUAUAUACAAAAUACCAUAGAUCUUGA
Molecule: messenger RNA, 3891 nt
Organism: Danaus chrysippus (African queen)
Lineage: Eukaryota; Metazoa; Arthropoda; Insecta; Lepidoptera; Nymphalidae
Source: the annotation of a GenBank genome assembly